AUGCGGUCUCAGCAGGAGAUUGAGGAAAACCAAGCCGAAGAAACGGAGUUGGAAGAUUCGAAAAUUGAAAAAUCAGAAGAAAGAGAAAUGGUCGAAAGUCCAAAAGAAGAAGUUCUCGAAUCUACUUCAAAUUCACCGGAAAUUCCAUCGAAAGAAAAAUCACCCGAGGCUUCUGAAACCCUCAUUUCGUCUCCAAACUCGCCGAAAAUCCCUGAUUCAAAACCCGAACCCUCUUUCGAACCUGAACCAGCGUCCGAACCAGCGAAUGACCCAGAACCAGAAGCAGUGGUUAUAAUUCACGAAGUCUCAAUGGGCAAAACUACUGAAAUCCUCGAAAACGGCCAGCAAAGAGUCUCAACUUCGCAGCAAGAAGAUAAAUUCAUCGAAACACUUGUCGAAAACCAGAUCGAAGAUGCCCAGCCCUUCGACCCUCAAGAUCCAUUUGUGGACGACUACGACUCUGAUCAUACAUCUCUUGCGUCGGACAUUUCUUAUCCGGAACUGCUGGAUCUCAUAACAAACUUAGACUCCGACUAA
Messenger RNA from Oikopleura dioica, 537 nucleotides. The record is from the annotation of a GenBank genome assembly. Lineage: Eukaryota; Metazoa; Chordata; Appendicularia; Copelata; Oikopleuridae.